Debaryomyces tyrocola is the source of this 1419-nucleotide messenger RNA. The record is from the annotation of a GenBank genome assembly. Lineage: Eukaryota; Fungi; Ascomycota; Pichiomycetes; Serinales; Debaryomycetaceae.
AUGAAAUCCUUUAAACACCAAACCAAGUCAUUUGAUGAAAACGCCCGGAUCAAGUCCAAAAGUAAUACGAGUGCAAAAUUAAUCUCCAAAAAUUCAAAUAAUAACAAUACUAAUAACAUCACCUCGAGUAUUGAUAAAAGAGAAGCACUUGGUGACUUAACACAGCUUAAUGAAAACAGGAAAAUUGAUUUGAAUCUGAAAAAUUCUCUUCAAAAAGUUCAUAUUUACAAACAAAAGCACCAAAAAAGACCACAUGAAGAAUUAGGUACAAAACCAGAACUUGACACAAGCGAACAUUAUGAUAAUAGCCAGAACUCUGAUGAUGUACUUAAGUUCCAUUUUGAUCGUUUAGGGGGUAGUUCAGAUGUGUCCAACCUUGAAGAUAUUGGAUUUGAGUUUGCUAACCAAAAUAGAAUUGUAGAGCAAUUUGAUGAUGACGAAGAAGAGAUAGUUCAGGUAGACCCAGGGGCAGACGAGGAAGGGGAAGACGAUGACGAUGAAGACGAUGAAGACGAAGAUGACAGCAAGCCAAUGGAACCAAAAUGGAACAAAGCUAUAUUCAAUGAAUUACAAUAUGUCAUGAAGAAAUUCUCUAAAAAUACGUUGGAUGAAACCGAUGAAGAUACGUUUGAUGUUACUAUGGUCGCAGAAUACGCACCAGAGAUUUUUAACUACAUGCAUGAACUAGAAUACAGAUUGGUUCCAGAUCUGAAUUAUAUGAGUAACCAGGACGAAUUGAAAUGGGAGAUGAGAAGUGUUUUAAUCGACUGGGUGGUUCAAGUUCACAAUAGAUUUAAUUUAUUACCGGAAACAUUAUUUUUAACGGUAAAUUACAUCGAUAGAUUUUUAAGUAAGCGUAAGGUCUCGUUAUCGAGAUUUCAAUUGGUUGGAGCUGUUGCAUUGUUCAUUGCUGCGAAGUAUGAAGAAAUCAAUUGUCCAACUGUUCAAGAAGUUGCAUACAUGGCUGAUAAUGCAUAUACAGUAGAUGAAUUUUUGAAAGCAGAGAGAUUCAUGAUUGAUGUCUUGGAGUUUGAUAUGGGUUGGCCUGGUCCAAUGUCCUUUUUGAGAAGAACUAGUAAAGCUGAUGACUAUGAUUAUGAAACCAGAACUUUGGCUAAAUACUUUUUAGAAAUCACAAUAAUGGAUUCAAGAUUUGUCGCUUCACAGCCAAGUUGGUUGGCAGCUGGAGCACAUUACUUAUCAAGAAAAUUACUUAAUAGAGGACACUGGACAGAAGCUCAUGUGUAUUAUUCUGGUUAUACCGAAUCUCAAUUAAGACCAUUAGCAGAGAUCUUAUUGCAAAAUUGUCGUAAUGCUGAAUCCAACCAUAAGGCCAUUUUUGAAAAGUACCAAGAACGUCGCUACAGAAGAUCCUCAGCAUUUGUUCAAGAAUACUUUGAAGCUCUUGAACAGUUAUAA